Molecule: messenger RNA, 1235 nt
Organism: Calypte anna (Anna's hummingbird)
Lineage: Eukaryota; Metazoa; Chordata; Aves; Apodiformes; Trochilidae
Gene: PIK3IP1
Product: phosphoinositide-3-kinase interacting protein 1
Exons: 6
Coding region: 81-881 (266 amino acids)
Molecular function (GO): endopeptidase activity; signaling receptor binding
Source: RefSeq, a predicted model, not a curated record
GGGCUCGUCGCGGCGCCGAGCGGAACCGAGCGGAGCUGCGCGGCCGGGCUGGCAGCGGCUCCUCGCCCUCCGCGCCGACGAUGCUGCGCGGGGGUCUGCGGCGGGCGGCGGGGCUGGGGGCCGUGCUGCUGGGCUCACUGCUGCUGGCGGCUGCCCGCGGGGCCGAGGAGUGCAUCCGCGGCAACGGCGCGUCCUACCGCGGGAGCCGGCGGGUGGCCUCCGGCGGUGCCCCGUGCCUCAACUGGCUGGCGGUACGGAGCGGGCCCGGCGCCGCGCUCCCGGCAGCAGUCGCCGAGGACCACAACAGCUGCAGAAACCCGGACGGCGACGCCAAGCCCUGGUGCUACAUACGAGGCGCCGCCGGGGACCCGGAGCGCAGACCCUGCGACAUCGCCCGGUGCUCAGAUGCUACAGCUGCUACAGCUGCCCCAGCCCCUACAGCAGAAGUUGGUACUUCUGAGGAGGUUGACCAGGUGUUUGAACCAGCUGAUACCUUGCCUUCUCGGAGUGAGGCAGCUGCUGUACAGCCUGCCAUUGGGAUCAGUCAGAGAGUGCAGAUGAACUCCAAAGAAAAGAAGGACUUAGGGACACUAGGCUAUGUGCUGGGGCUGAUCAUGAUGGUGAUAAUCAUUGCCAUUGGAACUGGCAUUGUCCUGGGAUACAUCUAUAAGAGGGGCAAAGACCUGAAGGAAAAGCAUGAACAGAAAGUUUAUGAGCGUGAAAUGCAGCGCAUCACACUGCCGCUCUCAGCCUUCACCAAUCCUGCCUGUGAGCUUGUAGAUGAGAACACAAUCGUGGUGCACACCAACCAGACACCUGUGGAGGACACACGAGAUGGCAGUGGCCCCCUCAUGGGGCAGGCUGGUACUCCUGGUGCCUGAGCAGCUGGGGCAGGACAUACAGGCUGAGCAAAGCCUCCAGCUUCCCACUGUGAGUGCAGGGGUUGCGUGUGUUCAUUUUUAUUUUGUUUUCUUUUUGAUGAAAGCCAGAUGAAGGUGAUGCAGAAGGACAGAGCAAUGGGCUAUUCAUCACUAUCUGUUUGAGGGGCACCAUUCAGUGCAUGACCAACUGGGGAGUGAUGUGGUGGACUCUACUGCUCUCUCUCACCUAUCUCCAUAGCGUGCCAAGGAGCUGGGGAGGAUGAUGGGCCAGGCUCACAGAUCCCAUGGCCUGGAGUGUGGUUUUGGCUUCCUCUUUUUCUGUUCCUUUCCUAUUUAAUGGUGUGCACUGUUACU